Molecule: messenger RNA, 444 nt
Organism: Desarmillaria tabescens
Lineage: Eukaryota; Fungi; Basidiomycota; Agaricomycetes; Agaricales; Physalacriaceae
Exons: 4
Coding region: 1-444 (147 amino acids)
Source: RefSeq, a predicted model, not a curated record
AUGAAAUGUCUACUGAACGUCGCGCCAGUUCGUGUCGCUACCUUCACGAUACACGCCAUUCUGAUGAGAUCUGAACUGGCAGGCUGUCACUGCACAUUACUGAUUAGCUACAUCUCUCCCACAGCAGGCCAAACAAUCUAUUCCACGGAGCCCUUCAACCUCACGUGGGUCUCUGGGAGAUACUUCGAAGAAGAAUCCCUUAACAUCACGGUCCUCCUCGUGCAUAGCCCAUUUACCAGUACCCUCAAUGGUAUAACGCUGGUUGAGGGCCUCGUCUCUCCCAACGCGGGUGUCAAGACGUAUUCCACUGAGCUGACACCGAGUUACUUCUAUGGGGACAACGAAACAGGAACGUUUGAUGUGGUGAUCCUUGAGACCUACUUGGCGUAUGCACAUUUUAACGACGCAACUGAUGUGUGGAUCCAAACAGUCAACAUUGUUUGA